Messenger RNA from Eurytemora carolleeae, 23697 nucleotides. RefSeq lists its product as uncharacterized. Bases 317 to 23650 code for a protein of 7777 amino acids. Lineage: Eukaryota; Metazoa; Arthropoda; Copepoda; Calanoida; Temoridae. The record is from RefSeq and is a predicted model, not a curated record. The transcript has 46 exons.
AUUUCGAUAAAAUUUGAAAAUCAUAGAAAAAAAAACAGCUUCUUCUAAACCAAAAGAUGAUGGAGAAAAUAAUCAUAAUAAACCCAAAGAAAAGGAGACACCAAAAGAAGAGUCUGAUACAGAGUCAAAUAAACCCGAGGAGAAAGAGUUUGCGACAGAGUCAAAUAAACCCGAGGAGAAAGAGUCUGAUACAGAGUCAAAUAAACCCGAGGAGAAAGAGUCUGAUACAGAGUCAAAUAAACCCGAGGAGAAAGAGUUUACGACAGAGUCAAAUAAACUGGGAAAAGGGCCAGGAAUUGGAAAUGGAAAUUCUAAAAUGGAUGAUCCAGGACACAGCAUGGGACCAGGAAACGAAAAAGAAGAUCCUGAAGAAGAAGAUUCUAAUUCCAAAAAUGACCCCAAAGAGAAUAAAGAAGAUCCAAAUAAAAAGAAAACAAAAUUCCCGGGAUCCGACAUUAUAAUUAAUGAAGAGGAGCCAGAAUAUUAUCAGGAGCCCCAGCAAUCCAAAAGUGAUGAAGAAAACUGCAAGGAUGCGUAUUUUGCUGAAAAUAAUGAGCAUUGUGAGGUUUUCUCCAAAAUAGAACAAACAGAUACUGGUUACAACUGUAUCUGUGAUAAAUCUAAAUGCAAAACUGAUGCAAGAUGUAAAACUGAAAAUCACCCUGAGGCGUACUGUACCAAGGAUGGAUAUUGCACUGAAGAUUCGUCCCCUACAACAGUGAUAGAAUUACCAGGAUGCUCAGAUUCGGAUCGAAAAGUUUGUGAAUCUAAAGCGUGGCUAGAAUGGAAUGAAAAAACAUGUAUAUGCAAAAAGAAAUCUUGUCGAAAAAACGCUGAUUGUCCGGAUGAGUUUGAAUGUGAUCGGGAUGGUGAAUGUCAGGAUUGUGGGAAAUCCUGCUCUGGGAAAGAAGUAGAGAUUCCUUCAAGCUGUUUUCCAACUGUAGCUGCAGAAUGUCUUUCUCUUAGACGCUCUGGUAAAACAGUGGUUUAUGAUGAAGACAAGUGUAGAUGCUAUCAAGUUGAAUGUAAUUUAGACAAGGAUUGCCCAAAGAAAUCUGAUAAAUGUGAGAAGAAUAUGUGUGUUCCUGGUCCUAAGACUGUAGAAUGUUCAAGGGAUCAAGAUUGUCCGAACUGGUAUACUUGCAUCAUGGAGAAAUGUCAAUUUUUGCCUGAAUGCCCUAAACGGAGUUAUAGAAUAAGAAAUACUUGCGUCCCAGGAUGUGAAGAUGACAACGAUUGUUAUGAAUAUGAAACCUGCCGAAUAAAUAUUGAUCAAGAAACAGGAAAAAUGUCCCCAGGAAAAUGUCAGCUAAGGAUGCAGUCACCUCCCUGCAGUUUGGAACUGCACUAUCAAGAGGAUGACCGCUGUCUUCCAGUUUGUAAAACCCAUGAAGAUUGCAAUUAUUUCAGGCGGGGUUCUGAACCUGGCACCAGAAUGUGUUUAUUUGGAAGAUGCGAAAAUUUAAUAAUUUCAUGUGCUUCUCAAGCAUGCAGAGAUUUGAAUGGAAACUGCUGUGGUGGAUUCUGUUGUUUGGAAACAAGGACAGUUACAAUUGUAACUGUAAAAUCAACAUACAUAACAAAAACUUCUAGUUACCAUGUUUGGGAGACUGCUGAGAAAUACAACACCCUUAUCCGUUGUCGAUCGUAUAGCGACUGUCCUAGAACAGAUUUUUGUGAUAUAAAGGACAACAAAGCUUGGGGUAUAUGCCUGUCACAGACAUCAUGUACCCAGAGAACGUUGAGCAAAUGGCCCUGGAAUACAGAGUGUGUGGACGAAUUCAUUGUUAGAAAAAACUGCUACGAGCACAGUACUUGUAACAAUAUGUAUGUGCCAAGUCAGUGUGCUUUAACAACCAAGGAGUUUGUGUGUUACCCAAUUCCAUUAUCUAAAUGUCAUUCUGGCUGUGAAUGUGACCGAGAACGGAUGUUUUGCCAUUAUUCACCUGUAACGGAGACAAGAUGGUGCACUAACGACAGAGAUUGUGACGAAGGAUGGACAUGUAAACGGGGAGAAUGUUAUUUUGAAAGUAAUUCUACUUGCACAGUUCAAGAAACUGCCUCUAAGUGUGGUAGCAGAUCUAUUUGUGAUAAUUUCAAGUGUAUUGUGUACACACCCCAAUGCUGGAGAAACACUGACUGCCAAGGAACAGCAUUAUGUGUCUGGGGAUAUUGCCAGUAUACAACACUGGAAACUAAACCUAGUAAAGAGUCAUAUGAGUGCAAAGGAGACAUUUGCUUUAAGAAGUGUGAAGGGAAAGGAUGUAAACCACCAAUUGUUGGUUGUGGGAGUGAUAAUGACUGUGUACCCCCUCUUAAAUGCCUUUCACAACCAAGAUUCAGUGGUCGAACAUGUCAGGUCACUGAAUGUUACCAAUCAAGUGACUGUCCAUUAAACUGGAGAUGCAUUGACAGAGAAUGCUUACCAAGUAUUAUUUGUGGAACAGAUAGUCAAUGUCCUCGGCGUGAGGUCUGUAGUGAUGGCAUGUGUAAAAAUCAGCCAACUUGCAACUCAGAUAACAAUUGUUUUCAACCCAAUAAUAUUUGCCGCAAUGGUGAAUGCUUUAUCUCAUGCAGGUCACACCAACAAUGUAUGCCUUAUAACCUAAUAUGCGGCUCGGAAACAGAAUAUUGUGAGAAACCUCAAUGCAAGGGUUAUUAUGAUUGUAAGCUGGGAGAAAAAUGUGAAAACUAUAAAUGUGUUCCUGACAUUUCUUGUUCUGACUCUGGGGAUUGUUCUCAGCUGAUAACAAAUACAGAAAGCAUAAAUGGUGUACUUACAAAGGUCACUUACACUUGCAUUAUUGGCACAUGCAACAGACAAUGUUCACUCUCAAAUCCAUGUCCAGAAAACUAUAUCUGUAGAAAUUCCCAAUGUGAGCAAUCCCAAAGUUGUGAUCAUGAAAAGUGUGAUCCACCCUAUAUUUGCAGUAGAGGAAAUUGUGUUCCCUUUGACUGUAGAUAUGAAAUCUGUCCAGCCGGCCAAUUUUGCAAUUUGGAUUUUGUUUGUCAAACUUUUCCUGGAUGUGGAUUUAACACUGUAUGCCCACACAAUACCACAUGUAUAAAUGGAAUGUGUUUGAGUGAACCUAAAUGUAAAACAUAUAAAGAUUGUGACUUUGGUUUUGUAUGUGAAAAUGAAAAAUGUAUACAAGGAGUUUGUCCAAAAGGAUGUCGAAAUUGUUAUAAUGGUAGAUGUGUUGACUUUUGCAAUGAAGACAUCCCCUGCCCCAAAUCAAUGAAAUGUGAAGACAAUCAAUGCGUUACAAACCAAAAAUGUGGCAAAUGCAAAAAUGAUGAGGCAUGUUAUUUGGGGAAAUGUACAGCUAUUCAUUGCUGUUGUGAUAUUUUCUGCCCUGGACCAUUGAUAUGUAAUAAAAGACUUGGAGUGUGCAAAGAUUAUACUUGCGAUGAUGAUGAACAGUGCCAAAAAGAUGACCCUAAAGUUAUUUCUAUCAACUCUUGCCAGAAUGGAAAAUGUAAGGAACAAAAAAUUUGUAACUUUGAUUUUGAAUGCCCGGACAACCUAAAAUGUGAAUUUUACUACAAUGCCAAAACUCCUCGUGUAUGUCAAGAAAUCAAAAAAUACUGUACAUUUUCUGAUGAUCGAUGCAGGGGUGAUAAAUUCUGUGAUUGCAUGACAAAUCAGAAGGAAUGUCUAUGCAGAAAUCCGAAAACAGUGACGCAGUGUCAAUUUCCAACUGACUGCCCACAUGGGCAACGAUGCGACCUGAUGAAUGGCUUAUGCUAUUCAGUUGGAUCUUGCUUUGAAGACAAUCACUGUCCUUCUGGUUUUGAAUGUGAGAUUAGAUCAAGAGCUUGUGUUUUAAGAAGUACGGAGUGCCCAGAUGGUUUCAUUCUUGACAAGACAACAAGGCUGUGCUUACUGAAAUGUAACAGAAAUAGCCAAAUUUGUGAGGGAAAGUAUACUAUAUAUAUUGGUAAAUGUGAAGAUAAAACAGUAUGCAGACCAACUCCCUGUCAAAAAGAUAAUGAUUGCCCUAAAGAUUAUUUGUGUAAUGAUCGUAUAUGUAUACUAAAAAUAGUUGAUGUUUGCUAUAAUGACUUUCAAUGCAUGUUGGGAGAGAGAUGUAUUUUUGGAAAAUGUAGAAAAACAUGUGAGAAAUGUGGAAAGGGGCAGAUAUGCAAGUCUGGUGUGUGCAUUGAUGAAGAUACUGAAAUAGUUCCUAAGAUUAAAUGUCGCUUCAACACAAAUUGUCCCAUGGGUAUGAAAUGUGAUGGUCAAGUUUGUGAGAUUACUAAAGAAACAAACGAAUUUUGCCAUUUUGAUGAAGAUUGUGGCAAAUUCACAUUCUGUAAGGAAGGACACUGUCUCUGCUUCAGCAAUAAAUGCUACCAAGAGUGUUCUGAUAAGUGCCCAGAUCAGUUUGAAUGUCAAAAAGCAAGAGGCCAAGGAAUUUGUGUUCCAAUAAAUAAGAAUAACUGCCCCAUUCCUGGAAUGACUAAAAUUGAUAACUCUUGCAGAUUUCCAGAAUGCUUUGACCGCUCACAAUGCAGUAGCGGAAUAUGCUUUCAAGGAUUCUGCCAAACUCAUGAGUUUUGCAGUUCUAGAUGUCCAGCAAGGUACAAGUGUAAAUUUGGCAUGUGCAUUGAAACAGAAAAUAUUUGUCUUACAGAUCAAGAUUGUGUGCAUUUUGGCUAUGCUUUUUGUGAUAAUGGGAUCUGCACAAGAAAAAUCUUUGGAGGUUGUCCUGUUGGAAUGGUUCUAGGGGACGGUUAUAUAUGCAGAAAAGAGAUGUGUCAGCAAGACAAGGAUUGCAAAAAUAAUCUGUCUUGUAGAUUAUCCUCUAAUGAGGAAUAUGGUAUUUGUGUGGAAAAUAUCACUUAUGUGGCACCACCUAAAAAAUGUCAAAAGGGAGAAUACAAAUUAUUAGGAGAAUGUGUAGCACUGCAGUGUACACAUCAUGGCCACUGUCCUCCAUCAGAAUUUUGCGUGAUGGGAAUGUGCCAAGAAAGAUCACCAGAAUGUGAACCUUUUACUUUAAGCAAUAUGUGUGGUAAAGAGACAUGUAACCCUGCAAGAAGAUGUGGCCUAGGUUGUGAAUUUUGUCCACCAGAAACACAUAACUGUAUGGAUAAUUUCUGUAGUCCUAAAAUAGAGUGCAGUGACAAUGCAGAUUGUCCCAGUGAUGCUACUUGUGACAUCCCAACAAACAAUUGUAAAUUCAAUCAGAUCUGGAUAACCUGCAAUCAACAGUUCCCUUGUCCAAUGGGUUUUUAUUGUCAUGACAAUAUCUGCAUUGAUAGCUGCAAGGAUGGAAGGUGUUUAAGAUUCAAGGAUGUCUGUACAAGAUUUGGUUGCCUACCUGAAACAAAAUGUGAAUUAGAAUGUCCAUUUGAAGGGCAAUUUUGUAAGAAUGGAAAAUGCAGGGCUAUCUGCAGAACUAAUGAUGAAUGUAAAGAGGGACAAAUCUGUAUUCAAGGGCGCUGUGAAACACAAGAGUGUUCGGAGAAUCUUUGUUUCUUGUGCAAUCAAAGAAAAUGUCCUGGUAAAUGUAUAGAUAAUGUUUGCAAUGAGCAAAUACGAUGCUCUAAUGAGGAUACUUGCAGUCUUGAUCAAGUGUGCAUGUUUGAUGAAGAUCUUAAAAUAAAAAUCUGCAAACCUAGGAUAUGUAAAACAAAUGAAGAUUGCUUUCCCUUAUCAUGCCUUAAGGUAGGGAAAGAGACAUCAUUAUGUGGACCCUCGAUUUCUAUUACAGAAACAGGAUGCGAUCCAUCACAACUCAAGUCAUGCCCAGAAGGACAAUCUUGCUUCUUUGGUAGAUGUGUUGUCACAUGCAACAAAUGUAAUAAAGGCAAUUGUAGGCAAAUUUCUAACUUUGAGAUUUGUGAAGAAACAUAUGAAUGUCAGAAUAAUAAACAAUGUCCUUACGGACAUAUUUGUAAAAACAAAAAAUGCUACCUUACUGAUUGUCUUGAAACAAUCGAUUGUAAAGGAUCUGAAAUCUGCUUGUUUGGAGAGUGCAUAAAAGUAGAAACUUUUGAAUACUGUUCAGAAAGUACUCCAUGUAAGGCUGGAGAAGAAUGUGUUGGAGGUCUUUGUACUCCCUACACCCUUUGCUCCUCAGACUCAGAUUGUGUUAUGUCACCCUCUGGCAUAGAUUUGAGAUGUGAUGAAUCUUUUAGUUUCAGGUCUAGGAAAGGAAUUUGCUUGAGAAGAAUUUUAUGUAACAUAAACUUAGUUGGAAAUAAAUUCUUCAGCAGAGGUGGUUGCCCUCAUGACAUGACAUGCAGAAGAGAUGGGUACUGUGAAAGCAGAAAAUGCUCAGGAAAUGAUUGCUCCCAAGAAUCUGGAUGCACUGGAAUAAUGCCGAAUUAUUUCAAAAAGAUUUGUUUUCCUUCAUUUAGAUGUACUAGAUCAUCACAAUGUGGGAUUUACAAAAUUUGUCGAGGUACUUGUGUUAAUGUGUGUCCUCAUUGUAAGGAUGAAGAAAGAUGUGUAGAUGGAAUAUGUACUCUAUAUCCAAGAUGUGAAGGAGUGGUUUGCCCACCUAGACAAGUUUGUAGGGAUUCUGUCUGCAUUCCAGAUUUUGGAAAAUGUAUGACCCAUGAAGAAUGCGGCUCUAAAUGUGGUUGCUUUGCUGGAAUCUGUAAGUGCAAUACCAAGACAUGCCAAAACUCAGAAAUCUAUGAAAAAAACCUGAAUAUCUGUGUCAGGACAUGUAAAGGAGAAUGUCCUGUGGGAUACUUUUGUGAAAAGAAAACAAAAACCUGUAUUCCUGAUAUGACAUGCGCCAAAGAUUCCAGUUGUCCCGUUGACAUGGUUUGUAGAAUAAACGGAAAGCCCUGCAACGGUGAAGAGGAAUGUAGGUGCUUUUUCCAAGAGGUUUGCAGUAAAUGUACAAGAAACAAGUGUGUAGAAAAUCUUCAAGUGUGUCCUGUAGUUCCAAGUGAAUGUGAAAAUUGUGGUAAAGGUUUCAUUUGUCCAAAAUUCAACUUUAGAGAAUCCCCAAAAACUUGUCAUGUGAUUUGUAACCCCAUGAACCCACUUUCAUGUGAAAACAUGUAUGAAUGUAUUAUGGAUAGUAACUCAAAUUAUGUAUGUGUUCCCCAAACACGAUGCUCUAUGAAUUAUGACUGUAUUCCACCAAUGGAAUGUAAGAACUCAUAUUGUCAAGAGAAAGAAUGUCAUGCGAAGAAAAAAUGCAAGUUUGGAUAUUACUGUGAGAAAGGGAAAUGCAUAGGCCCCUUAUUAGAGAAUUAUUGCAUGGAACAUCUUGAUUGUAAAGAUGGGUCCUGCAGAAAAUUUAAGAAUGAGACAUUUGGAAUUUGUACACAAUGUUCUAAAGAGUGUGCAGGGAAAUGCAUUGACAAUGAUUAUUGCCCUGAGGAAAGUACCUGUGGGAUUGAUUUACACUGCUCCUCAUUGGAAAAGUGUAAAAAUGGAACUUGUGUUACAAAUGGUUGUGAUUCCUGCACCAAUGGAUAUUGCAUCAAUGGAAGGUGUAGAGUACAAGUUUGUUUUAAUGAUGGACAGUGCCCAAUAGAUAUGAAAUGUGAAGGUGGAUUUUGUCAAUAUUCAUGCCCUAAUCAGAGAUGUUUAUCUGGCCAAGAUUGUAUUGAAGGAGAAUGCUCUGUUGGGGAGAAAAUUUGUGAUGAAUGUAAGCAAUUAUGUGUUUUUGAUGAGAAAAAAAAUGCUGAGAGCCCAAUGUUUUGCAUCUAUGAAAAAUGCAUGAAUGAUGAAGACUGUCCUUUCGCCACAUUGUGUUUAAAAGGACUGUGCCGGAAACCUGGAAUUAUUCUUAACUGUGGAAAUAGAGCUAACUGUCCUAACAAGAUGGAAUGCAAGGAAGGAAAGUGUGUCUCCACUCUUCAGUUCUGUACAAUGGAUUCAAACUGUCCUCAAGGUUUUAUUUGUAAGAAUAGAAAAUGCAUCGUGCAGCCAACAUGUAGCUUUGAAAACCCAUGCUUCCAAGGAUUGUGCAUCAGAGGAGUAUGCCAAACAAUCUGUGAUAAUUCAUAUUCCUGUAGACCUAAUUAUCAUUGCUUAAAUGGUGCUUGUGUGCCAAACUGUAAAUCAUUUAUAUCAUGUGGACAAGCACAUUAUUGCCAAGAUAACAAAGAUUUUGGAAUUUGCAGGCCUAUCUGCUAUGAGGAUGGAGAUUGUCCAGCUGAAGAAAUUUGCUACUUUGGAGAAUGUAAAGUUACAAACUAUGAGGAAUGCAGAGGGCCUACUCUGAGAUAUUUUAAGGGAAUAUGCCGUAGUGUAUGUAAUCCUGACCUGGGACUUUACUGCAGUAAAAAUGAACUUUGUGACAAUGGACUUUGCCUCAAAUAUAUUAUGUGCAGUGAUGACAUGAGCUGUCCAAACAGCAUGAAAUGUGAUGACAAGCGUGGUCUAUGUGUUACCAAAAGAUGCAAGUGCACAAGUGAAUCAUGUAAUAAUGAUUGUUAUCCUGGACAAUGUGACUCUGGAACUUGUAGCAUCACAAACACUGUUCCUUGUGCAGGUAAUUAUGUUACUGACAGCAAGGGUAGAUGUGUUCCUAGUUGCAAACUACAAAAAAGUAAAUGUCCAGAUAAACAAGCAUGUAAUGAUAUGACUGGUCUCUGUGAAGUACAAGUGAAUUGCAAAAGUAACAGCUGUCCUCCCGGAAAGUAUUGUAUAAAAGGAAAAUGUCAUGACUUUGAGUGUUAUGACAACAAUGUUUGCAGAUUAAAAUAUGAGCAGAGAGGAAUCUGUUAUUAUGGUACAUGUAUUGAAGGACUAGAACGUUGUACAAAUGACAUUUGUCCAAAACCAUACAAAUGUAUUGACUCAGUUUGUGUUAAAGAUACUUGUAAACAAGGAGAGAUAUUUAUUAAUGACAUGUGUAUUGAGCAAAUCGCUUGUCACCCUUUUAAGCCUUGUCCUAGCCCAAUGAAGUGUUCUAGAGGAAUGUGCAUUGAUAGAAACUGUCCAGCAGAAUCAUGUCCUCCAAGUUUUCAGUGCAUAUCCUCCAAAUGUAUCCCAUUGAAAUGUUAUGAUGAUGAAGGUUGCAUGGGUUCUAGGUGUGACAUAAUAGAAAAUAUUUGUAGGCCACCUUGUCCAUGCCCUGCUGGUCAAUAUUGCAGUGAACUAAAUUACUGCCUUCCCAAGGUGCAAUGCGAUAGCUUUUUAAAUUGCAAAGAAGGAGAAAUAUGUUUUAACAGAAUGUGCAAACAGGUACAAUGUAUGGUUGAUGAGCAGUGUCCUAACUCAAAACCUUUAUGCAUUAGAGGAGUCUGCUCAAUGAAGAUUGUGUCAUGCAAUAGCACAUUGGAUUGCUCCAAUUCAGUUGUAGCCAAUGGGUUGGAAUGUGUCAACAAUGCCUGUACACAUAUUUACAAUUGUCCAUUUAAUGAUUGUUUAGACCAUGAGUAUUGCUCAAAAAAUAAGUAUUGUGUUUUCCAAAUAAAAUGCAUUGCAAGUUGUCCACAUGACAUGUACUGUGAGCCUUCCAAAUCAAUGUGUAUGGAAAUAAAUUGCAAUAAAGAGAAAGAGUCCACAGCUGAAUUGGUUUGUCCAGACUCCAGAUUUUGCAACUCAAAAACAUUUAACUGUGAAAUACCCAAGAGCUGUCAAUGCAAAGCAAAUCAGAAGUGUAUCAAUGAAAAUUGCUACCCAUUGUGUGAUAAAAAAUGUGAAAAAUGUAACAAAAAUAAUAUUUGCAUUACAAGAAAAUGUUCUAAUGUAAACAAGUGUGAUGUUCAAAAAUAUUGCGAUCCUGAACUAGGGUGUAAUAUCCCACCUUGCUAUUCUAAAAAAGAUUGUAAAGAUGAAGAAGUUUGCAUAAAUGGCAUUUGUGUAAAGGAGAGAGUGGAGAAAUGUGACAAAAAAUCAUGCGGAAAAAAAGAAAUUUGCAGAUGGAGCCGUUGCCUUCCAGAGGAGUUGCAAAUAUGUACAAGAGAUAUGGAGUGUCCUUAUGGAUUUAUGUGUAACCUUUACUUAAGGGUUUGCUAUCCUAGAAUUGUCUGCAUUCGAAACCUAGAUUGUGCUUAUCCAACCCAAUGUUCAAAUGGUUAUUGUGAACAUAGUUAUCUAACAAGCUGCAUGAAUAAUUUACAGCUUAUUGACCAACAAUUGUGCAUUCCUAGUACAAUUUGUUUGUCUAACUCUGACUGCCCACUUGGAGAAUUCUGCAGGGAUAAAAAAUGCUCCACUCGUUGUAACAUUGACUCUGAUUGUCCUCUUUCACACAUUUGUGGAGUGUUCAAUGUAUGUACAGAAGAAAAGGUUUGUGAUACAUGCACUAAGUCUGAGAUAUGUGUUAAAAAACAAUGUCAUCAACAAGAAUGUUCUUCAAAUUUUGAAUGCCCUCCUCAACUUCCUAUCUGUUAUGCUGGAACUUGUAUCCCUUUUGAAAGAUGCUCAGCAACAUGUAAGAACUGUAUCAAUAACAUUUGUGUUAAUUGCAAAGACUGUCCUGCUCCAUGUAAAGAUGGCUCAAAUUGCCAACUCAUUAAUCCUUGUGAUAACUGUAGAAAAGAUGAAAUUUGCAGAAAAGGUCAAUGCAAAAAAGUCUGCUCCAAGAGCAUGGACUGUCCAUCUAAUACAGUCUGUUUAAAUGGAGAGUGUACUUCUUAUUAUAAUUGUCCCUGUAAUAUUGGAGAACUUUGCUUUGGAGAUAAAUGUAUUCAUUCACAAUGCUUUACAGACUCAGACUGUCCUGGCUCAGAAUUUUGCCUUUAUGGAUCCUGUCAAUACAGAGAAUUUUGUAUCCAAGAUGAACAUUGUCCAUUAGGGUAUGCUUGUCUUCAACGUGUGUGCAUCAAAUCAAUGUGUAAUUGUAAAAACUUUGAAAAAUGUUACAAAAACCAAUGCUAUAGAGAAACAAUUUGCUAUAGUGAUAGACACUGUCCUCAAGAUAUGAAGUGUAAUCCUGAAACUAAAACAUGUGAAAUAACAAACUGUCAAGAAAAGUGUGCUUCAAUUUCUCUGAAAUGUAGUCCAGAAAUACAACUUUGCAUUCCAAUAUUUAUGUGUUUUAAUACUAAAGACUGCAAAGGAAAUGAAGUAUGUAAUCCUGUUCUAAAUAUAUGUGAGAAGAAAGAUAAUUGUUAUCUUGAUGGCAAAGACUGUCCCAAUUGUGAAGAUGUACCUUGUCCAAGCAACUUUAAAUGCAUCAAAGGAAAAUGCCAAGAGACUUACAAUUGUCUUGACUUCCCUUGUCAAGCCCCACAAAUCUGUAUUGAACAUCAGAACCAAUUCAAAUGCAUAACUCCUGGAUGUAACGGUGAUAAGGAUUGUCCUUAUGACAUGCACUGCUCAGAGGGUAGAUGUGUUGAUCAUAAAUGCAACCAAUUGUGCAGUGGUGACAAACAAUGCAGAAAUGGAAUUUGCCAGCUUAUUAUGAAGUGUCCCUGUCAACACAAUUUUUACUGUGGUAAAGAUCAACAAUGUUAUCCAGAAAGACCUUGCAACCCAAAUUAUCGGUCCUGUAACACUAGAGAGAAAUGUGUGUGUACCUCAGAAAAUUGUUAUUGCCAAGAGAUAGUCUGCACAGAUGUCCCAGGAUUAUGUAAAUCACCAGAAAUAUGUAGCAAGGAACUGGGUGUUUGUAUUCAAGCCCCAAUUUGUAGCAGUGCAAGUGAUUGCAUAAACAGUUGUUGUGACUUGUUAACAGAAAGAUGUGUACCCUGUUGUCGGUCAGUAAGGGAUUGCCUUUCAUUUCAGAAUUGUGAAAAUGGUCAGUGUGUUACAAUUAUGCCAGGCUAUCCUUCCACCUACAAGUAUAAUGAAUACUAUUACAGAAUUGAAUGUAGAUAUAAUGAGCAUUGUCCUAAUGCAAAUCAAGUAUGCUUUUAUGGUAUUUGUAUUGAACCACCUGAAAAAUGUGGUAAGUUUUGUAAUGGGGUAUGCAUUGGAGAGAAAGUAUGCAUAAUCUUAAGACAACCAUGGACAGAGAUAGUUAAAGAACAGACCUUUUUCUUGAGUUGUAAUGGUGUAAUAUGUAUUCCCAGAAUAAUAUGCUAUAAUAAUGAUCAUUGUCCCAAGAAUACUGAAUGCGGCCAGGAAAAUUAUUGUGAAAUCAUAAAAUGUGGACCAAAGAAGGAAUGCAAGGAUGAUAUUUGCCAGAAAGAUACAUGUAUUCCCUCAACAAGAUGCAACUCAAAGAAAGACUGCAAGGGAAAAGAGGUUUGUAUAAAUGGUGAAUGUACAGAAUCUUGUGAAUUAAAGUGCAGCAAUGAUAAGGAUCACUGCAGCUUGCUGACUAAUGGGUUUGGAGUGUGUAUCACUGAAAAAGGUUGUAAAAUAAAUAAUGAUUGCCCUCCUAGGCAUUUUUGUAUAAAUAAGAAAUGCGAAAGAACCACUCCAUCAUGCCCCUUCGAUUCUGUUGAGAUGGGAGGAGUUUGCCAUACAGCAUUUUACUGUACAAGGGAUAAUCAAUGUCUCCCAGAUCAUAUUUGCCAUCAAAAAUUCAGAAUUUGUUUGAAGAUUGACAAGUGUCAUUUCUUGCAAUGUGAGCCUGGCCAACAAUGUGAAGAUGGUGAAUGUGUAGGAAAGAUUCAAUGUAGGGAACACUCUGAUUGUCCUGAUAAAAUGGAAUGUUUUAAAGACAGAAAUAGACAAAGCUCUUGUGCUUUUGUGUCAUGCCACUCUCAGAACUGUAGAGGACCUUACUACAGAUGUAUAGAAAAUUUCAAGUCAAGAAGUGUCUGUACACCAGUUCCUAUUUGUACAAGUGAUGCCCAAUGUUUUAGAAAUGAAAAGUGCAUAAACUACAAAUGUGUCAAAACUUGUGAAGGAAGUUGUGCGUCAGGGGAGAUAUGUAUAAACAAUGUUUGUAUUUGGAAUUCUGCCUGCAAUCCCAGAUGUGGGAUUCAAGAAUAUUGUCAUAUUACAAGGGAUGAAAGGUACUGCCGACCUAUAGAAUGCACUAAAAAUAUACACUGUCCAAAGAAACAAUCAACUUGCUUCUUUGGAAAGUGUGUUGACACAUUUCGUUUUUGUGAGUUAGACAGAGAAUGUCCCCCAAAUAUGUAUUGUCAACCAUACAAAGAUUUCUCUAAAAGUGUAUGUCUACCCAUGGAGAAAUGUAAUCAAUGCAACAGUGAAAGUGUCUGUGUUCCAAAUACUAACAUUUGUGUUCCAAAAAUCGUCUGUGAAUUAGAUUUCAAUUGCCCUGAAGGAAUGCAAUGUGAAAUUGACAGUUUUGGUAACAAAAUAUGUCUUCCCAUCAUCUGUGAAAGUGACAAAGAUUGUCCAUCAAAAUAUUGUAGUAAGUCUUCAAAAGCAAACAUAUGCAUACCAUUGAUUGAACAUUUUGAGUGUUUCAGCAGUAAAGAUUGCAAAAUAAUUGAUCCUGAGUAUGAGUGUGUUCAUGGAGAAUGUUCUAAAACAAAGUGUUUGACUCAAAUAAAGAAUGGUAAACUGAUUCCAUCAGAUUGUAAUAAAAAUCAGUGUUUUGGACCUCUGGAUUGUCCAAUUAAAUACGAUUGCAUAGAUGGAACUUGUCACCUCAGUGAAUCUUGCAAAAACUGCAAAAAUAAGCAAUGUUUGAAUGGAGAAUGCAUAGAGGAAACAGAAUGCAAAGACUGGUUUAAUUGUCCUAAUCCUUAUAUUUGUAUAAAGGGAAAAUGUACCCUUCCUGAGAAAUGUGUUGGCUCAAGCUGUCCCUGCUUCUCCCAUGGUGUUAACUGUCCAGAUAUUUGCAUAGACACUGCCAUUAGCUGUCCUUUUUCUUCCAUGGAAUGCAAAAAUGGAAAAUGUUUGAUACCAAUUUGUACAAGAGACAGCCAGUGUAAUGGUCUUUUUUGCAUAGAUGGUAAAUGUGAAGCUCCUCAAACAUGUUCUCAGAGUACAUUCAAUUGCAUAUGUCUGAACAAUGUAUGCAUUUCAAACAGUAAAUGUCCAUGUCCAACUGGUUAUGAAUGCUACAGGAACACAAUUUGCUUGCCUACAGGUGUUAAAUGCAGUUCUAAUAUUCACUGCCCAGAGCACAUGAAAUGCAGGGAUGGUAUCUGCCAGUAUGAAGAAUGUAAUUCAGAAAAUGACUGUUCCUAUACAAGAAUUUGUGGAACAAAUGGUGAACUUUUUGGGUGUGCACCUAGUAUAACUCCUAAGUGUACUAACAAACAGAAGAAGAACUGUGUACCAUGCAAAGAGUCAUACCAUUGCCCUGAAUUAGGAAUGAUUUGCAAGGAUGAAAUAUGCACUUUUCAAGAAAGCUGUGAAAAUUGCAAGGAAGAUGAAGAAUGUGUAAAUGGAGAAUGUUUGAAACAAUGUAAGAAAAACUGCUCUAAUAAACAACGAUGUAAUGAUGGGCAAUGUAUAUCAAUAUCUGGAACAAAAUGCCCCAAAGGUGAAGUCUACAACAAAAGGUUUGGAUGUCAUCCAAAAAUCUCUUGCUUGACAAUAAAUCAUUGUCCAUCUCCAACUAAGUGUGAGCUCUCAAUUGGUGAGUGUGUUAAUUACUGCAAAGAUGAAGAUUGUCCACCAAAAUAUAAAUGUGUAGAAAACAUGUGCAUUCCUGUUAAACCCAUUCAAGAGUGCUUUCAUCAAAAUGAAUGCACUGCAAAAACUUACUGUGAUAAUCUUUUGAACAAUUGUAAAGACUACUGUGAUGAAAAAAACGACUGUGAACCAGAGGAAGUUUGCAUCAACAGGAAAUGUGUUUCUGAAACCUCAUGUGGAAAGUGUCCAGAAUAUUACAGAUGUUUAAAUGAUAAAUGUGUUCCCAUUCAAUGCAUUUACCCUUAUCAAUGUGGUAAGAAUUCAAAGUGUAGAUUUGGAACAUGUGUUACAAUAUCUGAAUGCAAAUCAGAUUUUGAGUGCCCCUGGAAACAGAAAUGUAUAGAUGGGAGGUGCAGUGAGUCAUAUGAGUGUGAUAAAUCUAAAUGUGACAAGUACUAUUUCUGUCAUAAGUUUUCUGACUUGUCUGCCUGCAUUCCAGAAAUAAGCUGUAACGAAAAUUGUCCAAUUGGAAUGAAAUGUUUCAAGAAGAAAUGCAUUCCAGACUGUGAUGGAAAAACUUGUAAGCUCUCUGAAUACUGCCUAAACGGAAAAUGCACCAAACCAGAAGGCAAAGAAGUUGAAGAAUGUAAAGUUAAUAAAGAUUGCCCAAGAAAACAUGUAUGCAAAAAUGGCGUUUGCGAAGAACAAGAAUGUUUUUAUGAUAAUGAUUGUCCAAAAUUCAACAACAUAUGUAUCAAUUAUAAAUGCUUGCCACCAAAAUGCUUUUCUCACCGUGAUUGCAACACCUUUCCGUAUACUUUCUGUGAUGAUGGGCAGUGUAUCGAUAAUCGAUGUAAUGACCUAUCUUUUGAAUUUGAUAAAAGAUGCACCCCAUUAAAAUGUCCUUGCAUGUCACCUUUCAUCUGUAAAAAUGAGCAAUGUAACAUGUGUUCUUCUAAUAAAGAUUGUCCUCUGGGAACUGUUUGUGAGCAAAUUAAUAAACAUCUGUCAAGGUGUCAAAGACCUUCAAUAAUAUGUGUUAAUGAACAAUGUGGAAAUGACCAAAUAUGCUGGAAUGGCCAAUGCAAGGAUAGAUGCAACUGCAAGGAGAAAAAUUCUUGUGGUUUGGGAUCUGAUUGUGUGUUUGUGCGAAGGGAUGAGUGUGCCUGCCUGACAAAUUGUAAAAAAGACUGCAAUAGAAGAUCUCAGCAGUGCAUAGAGAAUAAAUGUAUAUAUCCUAGUUGUUCACGGGAUUCACAUUGCCAACAUCUAAAUGAGUAUUGUUCAGAUGGAGUUUGUAUGAUAGUCAAAGAAUGUAAAAAGAAAUCAGACUGUCUUAAAGAUCUUGAUUGCAUAGAGGGAGUUUGCAUAAAAGAAAAACAAUGUGAAAAUUCAGGAAAGGAAACUUGUAUUUCUGGAAAAAACUGUAUUCCAUAUGACAAAGGAAGCAUCUGUCUUCCAGAAGAGGUUUUUUGUCUUACAACUUGGGACUGUCCAGAAAUGAUGGAGUGUCAAUCAAAUGUUUGUAAAUUUCUUUAUUGUUCCACUGACUACAACUGUAACUCACCUAUGUCUAAACCAAGAGAAUGUAAAAAUGGAGUGUGCAUUCCCAAAUUGUGUUCUGGCAAUAAAUGUGAUGAAUGCAAUAAUGAUAAAAAAUGUGAGAAGCCCUUAAAAUGUGUAAACAAGAGAUGCCAGACUAGCCUGAUGUGUGAACCACCAAGAAUGUUAGUAAAUGGAAAAUGCACUGAUUGCCUAGAGCACAAAGACUGUCCCUUCAACACUUUGUGCAUUUAUGGAUUCUGUAAAUUUCCGGAACUAGAAUGUGCAAAAUGUAAAUCAGGAGAGAAGUGUAUAUCUGGAGUCUGUGCAGAUUGUAAAAUGCUGAACCCAUUCCAAGACAUUUCAGAAGAAUGCAAGUACUGUCAACGUGACAUAGAUUGUUAUCCAAAUCAAUGUAUUAAUAAUCAAUGUAAAUCUGGCUCUUGCAUUUACAAUUCAGAUUGUCCUAAAAAUACAGUUUGUAUAAACAAUAGAUGUACUGCUAAAUGUUCAGUUGAUAGUGACUGUUUUCCAGAAGAAAUUUGUGAAGAUGAGCGAUGUGUACCAAGGUGUAAGGACAGCAGUCAAUGUACAGAUGGCCAAUGGUGUGACAGGGUUUGCAAAACUAUAGAGUGCUUAACUAAUCAAGACUGCAAUGCUCCAUUUGAGGUUUGUUACCGAGGAUUUUGCCAGAAGGUGAAGAGAUGUUAUGAUGAUUCUCACUGUCCUAGUGGUCAGUACUGUGAAGGAGAGAAAGAUCAAAGAGUCUGCAUUAUUGAAAGGACAGAUUGCAGUAAAGUUGAUAGAAACCAAUGUAGGUCAAUCAAAUGUUUUGAGACCUGGCAAUGCCCUCAAAAUAUGGUUUGCAAUAAGUUUAGAGAAGCAUGUGAACCAAUAAAUUGUGAUUCUAAAAAAUGUCCCAAGGGAUAUUUUUGUUAUAAAGAAACUUGCAUUCCUUCUUUCCCAAUAAUUAUUCCUGAGUGUGAUGACACUACAGAUUGUGAAUUUGGCCAAAUUUGCCUAAAUAGAAUUUGUACAAAUCUUAAUUGUUAUAGUGAUAACUUUUGUCCAUCUGAUUAUGUUUGCAUUGAUGGAAAAUGCAAAACUGAGCAGCCACCCUGCAAAGAUAACUGUGGUUGUAAAUGCAGCAGGACAGAAGUUUGUUAUGAAAAUAAAUGCCUUACUAUAAGAUGUAACAGAAAUUCAAAAUGUCCCUUCCCAAUGACUUGUAACUCAUUUAAUCUGUGUGAACAUACUUCUUGUGAAAAUUGUCCAAAAGGAUAUGAUUGUCAAAAUGAUAGAUGUACACUAAUCAAAUGCAAAAUGAACAAGCGUGGUCAAUGUCAGUGUGAAAAAGAUUAUGACUGUCCACCACCACUUAAAUGUAUUGACAAUACUUGUAAACAUGAAUGUAUUCAAGGAAAUGAAUGUCCUCAUAGUCAGCCAUGUUUGGAGAAUCAAUGUACAAAAUUAGGUUGUCUUCAGGACUAUCAUUGUGGAUGGGGAAAGUAUUGUAGUAAUGGAGAAUGCAUUCCAGUGGAACGAUGUAAUCUUUUCAACUUUUACAAGUUAAGCUAUAAUUGCUUGCGGGAAAGAACUUUAAAAGAGGAGAGUUGUCAAAGGAAAAGUGACUGCAAAGAAGGAUAUACAUGUGAAGGAGGAAUAUGCAUUCCAAAGUUCAUAAGAUGCAAUCAUAACACUGACUGCCCAGAAGUGACAGAAUGUAGCUCAAGUGGGUUAUGCAAAUUAAACUUCUGUAAUCAAGAUGAUGACUGCAGUAGAAGAAGAGUCUGUGUAGACAGACUUUGCGUUCCAAAGCUUCAAUGUGAAAAAAACUCUGAUUGCAAUUUAGGUUACAAAUGCAUUCGCUCAGCUUGUGAACCACCUUGUACAGAAUUUUCAUGUAAUGAUGGUUUCAAGUGUAACUUAAAAACAUUGGGUUGUGAACCAGAAAUAGCAACUUGUGGUCCUAGAAAUCCAUGUCCUGAUGGCCAGCUUUGUAGAAAUGGAGAGUGCGAAAGUCCCUUCUGCACACCCAUGUUUGGUUGUCCAAGUGGUACUAUCUGCAUUGCUGGAAUUUGUACCAAGCCUUGUCCAUGUGAAAAGGGAUUCAAGUGCAGAAAUGAUAUGUGUUUGCCAGACCCUAUAGAAAUUCAAUGCUUUAAGUCAUGCCCAUUUCCUUAUAAAUGUAUUAAUGGUCAGUGUUCAGAUGAAUGUGAAGAUGAUACAGACUGUGAAUACUCACAAACACUAGAGUUUGAAUGCAAGAAAAAAUGUGUGCCAAAAUCAUGUACAGAUAUUUGCAAGCAAAGAUCAAAAAUUUGUCUAAAAUCUAAAUGCCAAGCAAUUGAGUGUUUAAAUGAUAGGGACUGUAGCAGUGGUAUUUGCUUCCUGGGAAAAUGUAUAAACCACAUAAAAGAUAAAUGCCAAAGAAAUGACAACUUACAUCCCACUUUUCUUCAUUGUCUACCAAGAGAAUACUUUGAUAGUAAUAAAAUUACUCCUCCAAAAAUAUAUUGCUUUAGAGAUGAAGAUUGUCCCUCUGAAAUGAAAUGUAAUCCUCAAAGAAACCUGUGUGAGAUUAAAGAGUGUUAUCGUCCAGUUGGCAAUGGCAGAGAGAGUUCUUUUGAUGAAUGUGGACCAAGACGAAUGUGUGCCAAAGUUGGAAAACAAUCAUAUUGCCUCCCAGCAUUUGAAUGUGAAUUUGGCCAAUGCAGACAUCCACUUACUCCAACCAGUAAUGUGUAUAAGUGCCAUGAAUACUUGGAACUAUGUUAUGUUUCUGAAAACGAAUGUGUCAAGGAUAAUGAUUGUAAAAGUCAGCAAAUCUGUCACAAUGAUGAGAGGACAAGUGUAAGAAAAUGUAUAAGCACAUCAUGUUCUCCAAAGAAAAAUUGCCCAUCUCAACUUCCAGUAUGUAUCCAGAGGCAAUGUCAAGAAUGUAGUAAGUGUAAAAGCAAUAGAAAUUGUCCAGGUAGACAAAUUUGUUUUGAUAAUGAGGAAAUGAGUUGCUGCAUUGAUCCACCACCAUGCAAUAAUCCUGAAGACUGCAGAGAGGUUUUCAAAAAGGAUGAAGACUUUUGCCAUUUCCAAUCAUGUAUUCUGUGUGAUUCUGAUUCAGACUGUCAGAAUAAUUAUCGCUGUCACCCAAAAAAACGCUUUUGCUACAGAAGCUGUUUUGACAGAAUGUUUAGAUGUCCUAAGUGGAAAGAAUGUCUGCAUGGAGAAGAUGGCAUUGAAGUAUGUAAAGAAAAGCUUGAAUGCACUGACAACUCAUGCCCCUUUACUAAGAGAUGUGAUAAAAAAGAAAAGAAAUGCGUUGAAAAAUGUCCAAGAAAUCCUUGCAGCAAAAAUGAACGAUGCAUAAAUGGAUUAUGCUUCAGGUUUGGUGUAGAAGUAUGCUAUGAUGACAAAUAUUGUAGGGAAAAGGAUCCUAAGGCCCCUUUUUGCGAGAAAACUAAAAAGGUUUGUGUAACAUAUUCAACCACAAAGUGUACUUCUGAGUGUCCUGAGAACUACAUUUGUAGGAAAGUUAAACAAACCGAUCCAUUCAAAUCAUGCUUGAGGGUUUGCAAUUCCCCAAGUGACUGUCCCCAAGUGAGUGAUGGUAGAGUGGAAUGUAUAUCCUUAAAGCAGUUUGAUGAAGAAACUAUAAAUAAUGUGUGUGUACCACAAAUUAUAUGCAAUGACAACUCACAGUGUGCCAAAGGAGAAAUCUGUGUUGAUGGGAUAUGCAAAAUUAACAUACCUGAAUGUACCAAGGAUACACAUUGUAGAAACAAUCAAUAUUGUGACAAGAUGUCAGUUCCAUUCAAGUGUAAGACAAUCAUAUGUGUAAUUGAUAGAGAUUGCAAAAAGGAUGGGUUGAAAUGUAGAAAUGGACAAUGUGAGACAGUUACAAAUAAUUGUAAAACUGAUUGUGACUGCAAAAAAUAUGAAUUGUGUGUGUAUGUUGAUUUUGAAAAAAAAUGUGCAUCUGUUUCUUGUGAUUCAAGCAUUCAAGGCUAUUUAAAAUGCAUUAAUUGGAACAGUAAAUGUAUGGAUGGCUUCUGCAUUUCUAAUUGUCAGAAUUGCUGCCGCAGAGGGUUGAAAUGUGAUUCAAGAGGUCUUUGUGAAGGUGAUACUAAAACAACAACAGAAUCAGUUGAAUCUACAACUAAUGGAGAUGAUGAAGUAUGUAGAAACCCAAGUAAAAUCUGCAAGGGAAAAGAAACAUGCAUCAGGCGAUGUGAAAAGUGCUGCAAAUCAGGAAAAACCUGCAAAGUUGGAGGAGUUUGUAAAACCAGAUUUGAAAACAUUACACCAGAUUUACCUUCAUUUACCACACCUGACAUAGUUAUCACGGGAAGCUCAACAGAGCCGCCAAUUGUCCAUUCAACUUGUGAAAAUCCAGACGAAGUCUGUGAGGGUAAACCUCGAUGUAUAGAAAAGUGUAAAAAGUGUUGCAAGAAAGGAAAUCAGCAAUGUGGCGUACAAGGAACUUGCAGAACAAUAGUAGGAAGUAUAGUUCCUAUAUUAGGUGAAGGAUUUUGUGCCUACUGUGAUCCCAAGACAGAAACUUGUAAAGAUAAUCAAUGUGUUCCAAUUGAUCAAUGUCAAUUAAAAAAUAAAGAGUGCAAAGAAAAUGGUAAUUGUGUCUAUGAGUGGGACACCAAACUAAAAGAUCAUGAUGGUAAAUGUUUUUAUCCCAUUGAAAAAUGUGGUGGUAAAUGUAGUCCAAAAGAUGUAUGUACACUGAGUACAAAUUGUACCAAAGAGGAACCACCAUGCUCAUUAAAAUGUCAAAAAGGCUAUGAAUGCAAUCCUAAAUUUAGAACAUGUACUCUUGUGGUUGAAAGCAUUGGAUGUAAUAACCUAAGGUGUAGUGAUGGUGAAGUGUGUACUGAUGAAGCAAUAGGUCAAAGAUUUGGCAGGAAAAAGCUAGACACACCCACAUGUAUCAGAAUUCCAGAUUGUUCCCAUUUUAAAACUGGAUUUUGUUCUCAUCAACCAUGCACAUCUGUAUUCACAUUAUCAAGAAGAGUAAACUAUGAACACAUUGGGUUGUGUACCUUUUCAAGUGUUUGUCCAGAAGACGCUUGUGGUGUUUAUCGUGAUACUGUAGUUAAAGUAGCAGAUGGAAACUGUUUGUGCAUGCCUAUACAUCCUGAUUGUCCAAUCUGUCUUGGAGAACAGAAAAAAAUUGAUAAAUGUAUAACAUCAGAUGGAUCAGACAUGAGAAAAUGUUUACCUCCGAAACCAAUAAAAAUAGAAAGAUGUGAUCCGGAAUGUACUGAUGGUAAAGUAUGCAUAGAUGGAAAAUGCUUUAACUUGCCCUGUGAUAGAUGUAAAAGCUGUCCUUCAGGAAUGAAAUGUGAAAAUUCUAAAUGCAUUAGUCACAAAUGUAAAUCAAAUCGUGAUUGUGAUAAAAGCUUUAUGUGCCAUGAAGUACAAAAAGUGUGCGUGAAACAUUUUGUGUCUGAUUGUAAUUACCAUAUAAAUUGUCCAAAGGGUUCUGGAUAUUGUAUUAACAAUUUGUGUACAAGAUCACCACCAAUAAUCUCUUGCAAAAAAGAUUCAGAUUGUCCAAAAAUGUUUAAAAAAUGCUCACCUCAAUCUCAAUGUAUUUCUCCACAUCCUAAAAUGAAGGAUAUUGUACUGAUUGGAUGUUUAUUUUCUACCCAAUGCUUAGAAACUCAAAUAUGUGUAAGCAACUGGUGCAGAGAGAAAUCUAAAAUAGUAUUUCCAGAAGACCACCAAAGCUAUGAUUGUCUGGAAAGCUCCACAGAAUGUGUACGUCAUAAAGAUUGCAAGGAAUAUGAAAGAUGUUUCUUUGGAAAGUGUCAGUUUGAAGUACCAACCGGAUGUUAUGCUUCUCCUGACUGUCCCAGAGAUACUCCCAUGUGCAUUAAUAGUAUCUGCCGAAAACCAGGAAGAGAACUUUGUGAUGUAAUUACAGAUUGUGGACCAACUUAUGGAUCAGUGAUCUGUAAUGAGAUUUGCAGACCACUUAUUGCAGAACCAUACUCUCCACCAAUGACAGAAUGUACAUACAAUACCCAGUGUGGAAGAAAUCGUUGGUGUGUAAAUGGAAUUUGUGUAAACUUUAAACCAGAGGGUGGUUGUGUAGAUCAUUCUGACUGCCCUAAAGGAGAAAAAUGCUAUAAUGAAAUUUGUAGAGACAUUUUCACACCUGUAAAUGGUUGUCUCGAAAACAAAGACUGUCCUAAGUCUCAUCAACAAUGUUACUUAUAUAAAUGCUUUAAUCAAAGAGGAAGAUGGUGUAACACAAACAAGGAUUGUUAUGCACACUCACCAAUUUGUAUAGGAGGAAUAUGCACCAACAAAAUUCUGUCAUGUGAAAAUAAUUUUGACUGUCCUCUAGAGGUGAAAAAGUGUCUAAGAGGAAAAUGUACUGUUGAAAUACCUGAUCAAAAAUGCAAAAUCCACAAGGAUUGCCCAAAAGAGAAGCCAUUCUGCUUCCAGGGCGAUUGUGUAUAUGACGUUUAUGAAUGGUGUGUAGAUGAUCAAGAUUGUUAUCACAAGUUCCCUUUUAGAACUACAGGACAUUGUCUCAAAAAUAAUUGGUGUAAUUCAACUAUGAAUGACAGGGGCUUUAAAGAGGGAACACCCCCAUGGAUGUCAACAAAAUGCCGAAGAGACAGUGACUGUUCCAAAACCGAAAAAUGUUUGAGUGGGCAGUGUUAUGCUCCUGAAUUGCUUCACAUAUUGUGCCGCUCAAGCGCUGAUUGUCCAAAAACAGAUGACUAUGUUUGCAGUGAGAAUGGUGUGUGUGUUCACCACAAGGAGAAAGAGACGUGUAAAAUGACAUUGAAGUGGGCAAAAAUGUAUAAUCCUUGUAAUGAAGAACUGGGUGAAACAUGUCACUGGCUUGAAGAUCAUUGUGUUAAGGAUGAAUCAAUGUUUACAUGUAAUAACCAAUCUGAUAAAGCAACUUGGGACAAGAUUAUAAUUCGCAGAGAAUUCUGUAAUCAAAAUGCUAAAGUGGGAAAAGAAUGUGAUGGUGACUAUUUGUGUAAGUUUAGACCAAGACGAAUCUUGUGUCAGUCAGAUAAUGAUUGUCCCAAUGAUAAUGAGUGUAGAGAACCAUCAGCACUGCCUGGAGAAAAAAUGAAAAUAUGCAUUCGCAAAAGAAUUGAGAAAGAUAUUGCGAACUAUCCUCAGUUUGAAACCCCUAUGCCAAUAUAUGUGGAAUCAAAGAAUUUUUCGUAUGGAGUGGUUGAUGGAUAUGAGUUUGAGGGACCAGAACCAAGUGCGGAAUGGAGUUCUUAUGAUGACCCCAAUAAACCUCCAAAACGAGGAGAGUCUACAACUAAGAAGUCUUUAAGUUAUGGAGUUGGAAGUGGAUAUGAGUAUGGUACACAUGGGGGAAAUGGCGAAGGAGGAAAGCCCAAGAAGAGCUUAAACUAUGGUACACAUGAGGGAAAUGGCGAAGGAGGAAAGCCUGGGAAGUCUUUUAGUUAUGGAGUUGGAAGUGGAUAUGAGUAUGGUACACAUGGGGGAAAUGGUGAAGGAGGAAAGCCCAAGAAGAGCUUAAACUAUGGUACACAUGAGGGAAAUGGUGAAGGAGGAAAGCCCAAGAAGAGCUUAAACUAUGGUACACAUGGAGAAAAAAGUGAAGGAGGAGAGCCCGGGAAAUCUGGAGGAGAGUCUACAACUAAGAAGACUUUUAGUUAUGGAGUUGUAGAUGGAUAUGAAUAUCAAGGUGGAGGACAUAAUGAUUAUCCAUAAAUUCAUUUAUCUAUAAAUUUAUCUAAUAAAACCUUUCAAAAUUUAAA